CCUCCUCCGUCCAGAGCCUCUCCUUCCUGCCCCAGCUGUCCUCCGAGGCCAGUGCCCUGUCUCCGGGUAAAGCCCAUCUAGUCCGCUGAGCAGCCACCGGGAGCGGCAGGCCCCUCCCCUCCAGCCACACCAUGGGGGGGCCGGUUGAAAGGCUGCCCGAGGAAAUGCUGGCGCUCAUCUUCCGUGACCUGCCUCUCAGGGACCUCGUCGCCGCUGCCAGAGUCUGCAGGGCCUGGGCUGCGGCCGCCACCAACAGUACUGUGUGGUCUGACACAAGCAUCAGUUGUGACUGUGAGCUGGAAGACUUGUUGCCACCGUAUCUGUUCGCCUGCCUGGACCACAUUCGCAACCUAAGGCUGGAAUAUGAACCGUCAAAGAAGGCCAGCCGCAGAACGGCCUUCGAGCUGCUGAUCGCGCUGGCCAGCCGAGCCCCAAGGCUUCGAGGCCUGCGCUUGGAAUGCCGUGGAGAGAACCUGCUUUUUGAUGCGGGCCAUGACAUCCUGGGUGCUGUGCAGGAACUCUGCGGAGCCGCUCAUCAACUUCGCCACCUCGACCUGCGCCGCUUGCCCUACACCCUGGGCAACACUCUGGUGCUUAAAGCUGCUGGUGGCUGUCCCGAGCUCCGCAGUCUUUUCCUGGAUAACCAUGCCCUGGUGAACGGCGUGCAACCCAUCUCUGUGCUCAAGCUAUUGGCGGCCUGCCCUCACCUGCGCGCCCUUGGACUGCACCUUGCUAGUAUGUCGCACAAAGCGCUGGUAUUGCUAGCCGCUCCGCAUCGCUCCCCCUUUGCACUCCUGGCACUGAGGUGCGCGUGCCCUGAAGAUGCUCAUGCUUCCCCUCUACCAGAUGAAGCCUGGGCGACACUGAGUUGCCGCCAUCCUGGGCUGGAGGUGGAGCUGGAGCUGGAGCCUGUGCUUCCAGAUGCGGCCGUGACAAGCAUCCUGCAACCAGCAGUCCCAGUGGCUGUGCUGCGUCUCAACCUCUCGGGUGACACCGUAGGACCGCUGCGCUUCGCGGCGCGCCACUACGCCAAAACUUUGCGCGUCCUCGAGGUGCACGCGCCCGCUUCCACCAAGCUGCACACUGCGCUGGAGGAGCUGGCCGCGCGCUGCGCGGGCUUGAGGGAGGUACACUGCUUCUGCGUGGUGAGACCCUCGGUACUGGACGCCUUCCGCGCGCACUGUCCGCGCUUGCGCAGCUAUACGCUCAAACUAAAGCGUGAGCGGCAUCCCUGGCGGCCCACAGUGGUGGGGUGAUUGGACAAUCUCGCCCCUCCAGGACCGCGCGAACCCGAAGCCUCGGAAAGGCCUAAGCAAGUUGCACAGGCUCGCCCCAGCUGCUAGUCUCGUCUUUUGGGGCUCCGUUUACUAUGGUGCUUCUUGGGAACUGGGACCUAGGAGAGCAUCCGGACCAAUCCCAGGCACCAUAUAGAUUCAGCGAGCCUUCUCCAACCUCUGUGUCUCUGUCCAUUCUGGGCUCUCCCUCCCCUCUGUGCACUCGCAUUAGCUCUGAGGCCCAGAGCUGGGGGUGGGGUGGGGGUGGGGCAGGCACAAGUAGGAGCGAAGAGUCAAGGGUGAGUGUAA
Molecule: messenger RNA, 1583 nt
Organism: Apodemus sylvaticus (European woodmouse)
Lineage: Eukaryota; Metazoa; Chordata; Mammalia; Rodentia; Muridae
Gene: Fbxl8
Product: F-box and leucine rich repeat protein 8
Exons: 3
Coding region: 132-1256 (374 amino acids)
Biological process (GO): SCF-dependent proteasomal ubiquitin-dependent protein catabolic process
Cellular component (GO): SCF ubiquitin ligase complex
Molecular function (GO): protein binding
Source: RefSeq, a predicted model, not a curated record